Molecule: messenger RNA, 3245 nt
Organism: Toxorhynchites rutilus septentrionalis
Lineage: Eukaryota; Metazoa; Arthropoda; Insecta; Diptera; Culicidae
Product: gastrula zinc finger protein XlCGF26.1-like
Exons: 19
Coding region: 119-2026 (635 amino acids)
Biological process (GO): regulation of transcription by RNA polymerase II
Cellular component (GO): nucleus
Molecular function (GO): DNA-binding transcription factor activity; RNA polymerase II cis-regulatory region sequence-specific DNA binding
Source: RefSeq, a predicted model, not a curated record
CUUGUUUUGUAUGCCGUGAAUCAGCUGUUGAGUCUAGUGUUGUUUUGUAUACUAAUCACUCGACCCAGAGUUUUGAGCUUUGAAUUUAUUUGAAAAAAGAAACCACUAUAAGAGUGAGAUGGCGAUUGUUAGUAACAAUUUAGACCAAUGCAGCUUUUGCUUUGAUAUAUGUAAAGGAGAAUUUCAUCACACACUGAUCCCCACUAACCUUCAAAAGCGAAAGCUAGAAAUUAUCCUGCAGAAGUUGAACGGGUUCUCUUACCAGUUGAGCAGCUAUUCCACUUGCGACAAAUGUCGCCAAGAGUUCAUAAGCCUCCAUAGUGUUCCCGAGAGCUGCUUCCAAAUUUUGCCCAGCCCCAAACCGACUGAUAUUAAGAUGGAACCAGAGUUAAUGAUUGAUGACCACGAGCUGUCGGAUAAUGAUAAGAUUGUUGAGACAGACCCAACAGCGGAUUUCGUGUCAAUUGAACAGGAAGCUGAAACGCAAAUCAAGAGGGAAAUCGAAGAGGAAUUCUUCAUCAACGAAAUGGACGAAAAAGACGACAAUACAUUAAUUAUUCGUAAGACAGACCACAGACGGUUAAGCACGGGUGAACGUUCCCAUCCUUGUCCACAUUGUCCGAAAUCAUUUACGGGUACCUCGAGUCUCCAAUACCACAUUCGCACUCAUACGGGCGAACUUCCAUUUUCUUGUCCACAUUGUCCGAAGACGUUUAGGCAAAAUUCGACGCUCAAACUGCACAUUCGAACUCAUACUGGUGAACAUCCCUACUCUUGUCCACAUUGUCCGAAAGCUUUCAAGAAGGCUUCAGGGCUCCAAGAACACAUUCGAACUCAUACGGGUGAACGUCCUUAUCAGUGUCCACAUUGUCCGAAAGCAUUGAGGAGUGCUUCAGUGCUUCGAGAGCAUAUCCGAAUUCAUACAGGUGAACGUCCCCAUUCCUGUCCACAUUGCCCGAACAUGUUUAAAACUUUAUCAGCGCUCCAAGACCACAUUAGGACUCAUACGGGUGAACGUCCUUUUCCUUGUCCUCAUUGCCCGAAAACAUUCAAGCAUAGCGGCACGCUCCAACAGCACAUUCGGUCACACACGGGUGAACGUCCCCAUUCUUGUCAACAUUGCUCAAAGACGUUUGGUCAUCAUUCGACGCUUAAACGGCACCUUCUGAUUCAUACUGACGAACGUCUUUUCCCUUGUCCACAUUGUUCGAAAGCGUUUAAAGCUUCUACGGCACUCCAAGUGCACAUUCGAACACAUACGGAUGAACGGCCCUUUUCUUGUUCACAUUGUUCGAAAGCGUUUAGGUAUUCUACAUCGCUCCGAGAACACAUUCGAAGAACUCAUACUGAUGAUCGUCCCUACUCUUGUCCACAUUGUCCGAAAGCACUCAAGGAUCAGAGUACGCUCCGAGACCACAUUCGAACUCAUACGGGUGAACGACCCCAUUCUUGUUCACAUUGUUCAAAGACGUUUAGACAACCUUCUACACUUAGACGGCACCUUCUAAUCCAUACCGAUGAACGUCCCUACUCUUGUCCUCAUUGUCCGAAAGCAUUUAAGGAGCGUAAAACGUGCCAAAUCCACUUGCGAACUCAUACGGGUGAACGCCCCUACGCUUGUCCACAUUGCCCGAAAACGUUCAGGCAGCAUAGCACGAUGCGAGAGCACAUUCUCUUGCACACGGGUGAACGUCCCCAUUCUUGUCCAAAUUGUUCAAAGACGUUUAGCCAAUAUACAACGUUCAAACAGCACCUUCGGAUUCAUACCGAUGAACGUCCCUACUCUUGUCCACAUUGUCCCAAAGCACUUAAGGAUAGUAAAACGCUCCGAGUCCACAUUCGAACUCAUACGGAUGAACGGCCCUAUUCUUGCCCACAUUGUCCGAAAGCAUUCAGGUAUACUACAUCACUCCGAGAGCACAUUCAAACUCAUACGGCUGAACGUCUCUGUUCUUGUCCACAUUGUCCGAAAGAGUUCAAGACUAAUGCUUCGCUCCGACGGCACAUUCUGUCACACACCAAGUAGGAACGAUACUUCUAACCAUUUCGUUCACCAUAUCACGCAAACCAGUUUGAAAAAGAUACAGGUUGUUCGGGGAAUACAUUACUGAUGAUCUCAAGAAGGGGUAACUGAAUGCUAAAGGUUUCCUUUGUCAAUGGAAGCUGCUGACAAAUGCUCAAUGAUUAGCAAGCUCAUAAGACAAAAAAUUUCGAGUAUUCACCAAAAAAUAAACAAUUACUUAGGAUUUAGGUCUAUCAUUAACAUGUUGAGAUCCACCCUUGAUCCCUUGGAACCCAUACUGAGCUCUCCCUGUGGAUCGACAAUGGACUUUUGACGUGGGACUACGUCUAACCGAAAUAUAAAGGGGAUAAAACCUAAACACAACAUGCGAGAGAAAAUGAAAGAUUUCGAAUACUUAUAAUUCGAACAUUUCUUAUCGGAGAUCGGAAAGGUGUUUGCAUCAAUUGAUAGGAAAUAUUUCUACGCAUCUAUCACAAUUAAUAAAAUGUUAUUUUUCCUGAGAUGACAAUUGAAUAACUGUAAAAUGUCAAGCGCUGUCAAACGCCCUAACUGAACCGUUUUGCAAGUUGAGCAAACUUUUGUUCCUGCUGACAUGUGUUCCCUAACACAAGCAUCAAAACCAAGGUAUCUGGGAAAAUUGGCAUUGCAAAUACAUGCAAGUUGGGAAACUUUUGCUCCCACCAACAUGUGUUCCCUAACAGAGCCAUCGAAACCAAGGUAUCUGGGGAUCUGCAAAUACAUGCAAAUUGGGGGAAGUUUUGCUCCCACCGACAUGUGUUCCCUAACACAACCAUCAAAACCAAAGUGCCUCACGUUACAUGGCACGAAGCAUGGACGAUGCUUGAAGAUGACUCACAAGCGCAUGGUGUUUUCGAACGCUGAGUGCUCAGAACAAUAUACGGUGGUGUACAGGAAAACGGAGUACGGAGAAGGAGAAUGAACUGGCACAACUCUACGGCGAACCCAGCACCCAGAAAGUCGCCAAGGCUGGAGUGCAAUGGGCAGGGCAUGUUGCAAGAUUGCCGGACAGCAGCCCUGCAAAGAUGGUGUUCGCAUCGAAUCCGGUAGGAACAAGAAGGAGAGGAGCCCAGCGAGCAAGGUGGUUGGAUCAGGUUUAGCAGGACUUGGCAAGAAUCGGCGCAGCUGGGAGUUGGAGAACUGCAGCGCUGGAUCGUGUUUAUUGGCGAAAAGUUGUGAAUUAGAUAUAAUCUCUUAAUAGUAU